AUGGAGACUGAAGUUGCACCAUCUCUAGGCAAAGGUGGGGAAUUUCAACCUUAUCUUGAAAUUGCCAAAGAUGGUGGGAGUAACUUGUCUCCUAGUGUAGUGGUAGUGGUAGUGAAACAAUUCUUUAUUGUCGUUUUGAGAUUGAAGGGGAAUCUUUCAUGCGUGCACCAUUAUACUUUGAUGAGUCUAUACUUUUCGAGCACUUCAAAUCAACACUCAUUCACAGUCUCAUACCUCAUAAACACAUGUGGGUUCUUCCCAGAAGUUGCUCUAUCAGCUUCCAAAAGUGUUAAUUUUGAAACCCCAUAUAAAGCAGACUCAGUCAUUGGGUUUUUCAAGAACCAUGGUUUCUCACAAUCCCAAAUCUCAAACAUCAUAAGAAGACACCCUGCAGUGCUGUUAUCUGAUCCUCAGAACACCCUUUUGCCCAAAUUGGAGUUUUUCCAGUCCAAAGGCUUUACAACCUCUGACAUUGCUACAGUCUUAUCUAGAAAUCCACGGAUCUUGGAAAGAAGCUUGAAAAACCAGAUAAUCCCAUCUUUUGUUUUCUUUACGAAUUUGCUUGGAACCAAUGAGAACACUAUUACCGCUAUUAAACGAUAUUCAGCUAUUCUAAUUGUUAAACUUGACACUUUUGUGGUUCCUAAUGUCAAUCUUCUGCGAGAAAAUGGAGUUCCUGAAUCAAAUAUAUGUGCCUUAAUUAAAAAAACUCCUAUAGCUAUUAUGACAGAUUCCAUUCGAUUUAAAGAGAUUGUAGAGGAAGUUAAGGAAAUGGGAUUCAAUCCUUUGAGGUUGAGUUUUAUUCAAGCUAUUUUUGCAAUGAGGGGUAUGAAUAAAUCCACAUGGGAGAGGAAGUUCAGUGCGUAUAAGAGGUGGGGUUUGUCUGAGGAAGAGAUUCUUGUUGCUUUUGGAAGAAGCCCACAUUGUAUUAUGGCAUCUGAGGAUAAGAUUAUGAAGGUAAUGGGAUUUUUCAUCAACAAGAUGGGUUUGGAGCCUUCCUUAAUUGUCAAAUGCCCGGGACUGCUUACUUAUAGCUUGGAGAAGCGACUUAUUCCAAGGGCUUCAGUUAUUCAAGUUUUGCAAUCGGAAGGUUUGGUCAAGAAGGAUUUCUACUUGCCUACAGUGUUUGGGUGUGCGGAAGAGUUGUUCCUGAAGAAGUUUGUGAUGCCUUAUGAGAAGGAAACUUCUGAAUUGUUGCAGCUAUACAAGAGAAAAUUGAAUUUUCCAGAAUGA
Quercus lobata is the source of this 1233-nucleotide messenger RNA. RefSeq names its product transcription termination factor MTERF15, mitochondrial-like. The coding region runs from base 1 to 1233 and encodes 410 amino acids. The record is from RefSeq and is a predicted model, not a curated record. Lineage: Eukaryota; Viridiplantae; Streptophyta; Magnoliopsida; Fagales; Fagaceae. Gene Ontology annotation, molecular function: double-stranded DNA binding. The transcript is spliced from 2 exons. Gene Ontology annotation, biological process: regulation of DNA-templated transcription.